GAUCUUGGGUUCUGCGCCACGUUGACAACACAAAUGGAACAACUCAAAUGCCACGUCAAACAGUAUGCGUGGGGAAAAUAUGGUGAGGAGAGCGAGGUGGCGAGACUAUUUGCAGACGGUCAUGAAAGUUUCCAAAUUGAUCAGAAGACACCAUAUGCUGAGCUAUGGAUGGGAACCCACCCCGAUGGACCAGCUCAGCUCAAGAAAUGCUCCACCAAACUGUCGACGUACUUGGCAAAGAACCCAUCUCCAUUGACAAACAACAAUUCGGCAAAGAACAUUCAUUUGCCAUUUAUCAUGAAGGUGAUGUCGAUCAGAACCACCUUGUCACUACAAGUUCAUCCAACCAAAGAACAAGCUCGCCGAUUGCAUGAGAAAGACCCUAUUCACUAUCCUGAUAGGAAUCACAAACCAGAGCUGGCCUACGCACUUACCCGUUUCGAACUUCUUUGCGGAUUCCGGCCAGCUAGAGAGAUUUUGCAGAACCUUCAGACCUUCCCAUCAUUCCGGUUACUUUUCGGAGGAGACACGUAUGCUAAACCACUCGAAGAUUGCAUUCAACAAAUGAAGGAUCUGAACUCAGUUGACCAGAAAUCUACAGAAUUUAAAGACUCGAGAAAAUAUUUGGAGGACUGCUUUAGAUUUAUGAUGGUUCCAGAAAGAAAUGAUGUUCAUGACCUGAUUGCAAAGCUUCUUUCCGAACUUGACAAUGGGCUUCGUGGUGCAGUUGAAGAAGUAACAGUAGGAGUGAUUCGAAAAAUGUCGGUUGAUUUUCCAAAUGAUAUUGGAAUCUUCUCCCCACUUUUCCUCAAUCACAUGAUUCUCGAACCAGGACAAUGUUGUUAUUAUGCUGCUGAAGAACUUCAUGCCUAUCUCAGUGGUGAAUGUGUUGAAUGCGUGGGAUGUUCAAACAAUACGAUUCGGGCCGCCAUGACUCCAAAAUACAUUGACAGAGAUGCUCUUUGCAGUGUUCUUAACUACAAGAUGACAGAGCAAAAAGAUUAUUUGGUGCCAGAGAACAAGUUGACUGAAUGUGUUGAUAUGUAUGCACCAGAUUGUAAAGAUUUCCAACUUCAUAGAAUACGAGUAGGAACACAUCAGACUGUUGAAGAAAUGAUGAUUCCAACUCUUGAUUGCGCAUCCAUCUUUGUAGUUGUCAGCGGAAAAGGUACACUAGAAGAGGCGACAAUUGACAAUCAGCUGAUUGGACAGUAUGAAGUUAAAAGAGGAGAUAUCUUCUAUAUUCCACCAAAGCAUAAUAUCAGAUUCUCAAGCUGCUCGGAACCAUUAGAAGGAUACAGGACGUUUAGUUACGAAAUGGGACCAGAUCAUGACACACGGCUCGUCACUCCAGUUCAAAAUGCGGUGCCUACGAUUACUGAGAAAAUGUUCAAAUUAGAUGCAGAUAUGGAAGAAGCGAUCACCGCUGUUGUUUAAUCUCUUUGUUUUGCAUUUAAUUUCAAAUAUUUUUCACUGUUUGAGCACUGAUAAUAUUCUAAAGAUAUCAUCCGUGUGCCGAAUUACGGGGUAAUACCAACACUUUUUUCAAUGGAAAGUACAGUAUCUUUUUGUAGUUUUUUUCAUUAUUUUUCUGUAUGUCACUCUGUUCUCAUUUCUAAAAUGCUUCCUUUGUUUAAAAGGCGUUUUUUCUUCAAUUUCUUCAUUCCAAUUGGCUUUUACCAUUCAUUCCUAUGCUCCUCCACCAAUCGCUCCGAUCUACAAUGCCAUGAGAGUUCGUGGCUGCCGCUUUUUGCGCCUCGAUCUACCCGAAUCUUCUAGUUUUCGACACUUUUACCUUACCUUUUUUCCCCAAUUUUCCCAUUCGUUUCACCCCAGUCUCUCUUUCUCUUUAUGAUUUUUUUUGCAAUUAUUUUCUUCAUGCUAUCAGUUGUGCAAAUUUAUCUAGUUGUUUUUAUUUUGAACAUUGCCCAGAAUAAAUUUCACAAUCAA
Messenger RNA from Caenorhabditis elegans, 1950 nucleotides. It is a transcript of the gene C05C8.7, whose product is annotated as mannose-6-phosphate isomerase. Gene Ontology annotation, biological process: GDP-mannose biosynthetic process; carbohydrate metabolic process. The record is from RefSeq and is marked reviewed. Gene Ontology annotation, molecular function: zinc ion binding; mannose-6-phosphate isomerase activity. NCBI's taxonomy places the organism in Eukaryota, Metazoa, Nematoda, Chromadorea, Rhabditida, Rhabditidae. The coding region runs from base 34 to 1437 and encodes 467 amino acids. The transcript has 6 exons.